AUGAACAGACGCAUUGCUGCAUACAUGUUUUUGAGAGUUAUUAAGCCACAGGGAGUUUGCUUGCUGCUUCAGCUGCUGUUACUGCUUCAGCUAUCAGUGCUUACUUCUCCUGCUGCUGCUGGGAAGCUUGGACACAUGUGCAUGUUGAAUCGAAACUGCGACGCCGGGCUGCAUUGCGAGGCAUGCAUCGCCAGCGGCGACGGAUUGUUCAGGUGCACGCGAAUUCAGCCCUCCGAUCCCAAAUCGAAGGAGACCGGUUUGCCGUUUAAUAGGUACUCGUGGUUGACGACUCACAACUCGUUCGCGAAACUCUGUCCAGAAUCGCGCACCGGAAUACCCGUGAUCACCCUGGAGAACCAGCAGGACUCCAUUACUGAUCAACUCAACAAUGGCGUAAGGGGGUUGAUGUUGGACAUGUACGACUUCCUGGAUGACAUCUGGUUGUGCCACUCCUUCGGUGGCAAAUGCCACGACAUCACUGCCUUCCAACCGGCGAUCGAUGUGCUCAAGGAAAUCCAGGUUUUCCUUGAAGCAAACCCUUCGGAGGUCGUCACGAUAAUUAUCGAGGACUACGUCACGUCCCCCAUGGGCCUCACCAAAGUCUUCAACGCUUCCGGACUGUUCAAAUACUGGUUCCCGGUCUCAAGAAUGCCCAAGAAUGGCGGGGACUGGCCGCUGCUCAGCGACAUGAUCAGCCGAAACCAGCGCCUGCUGGUGUUCACCUCCAAGUCCGCCAAAGAAGCAUCCGAGGGCAUCGCCUACGAGUGGAAGUACAUCGUGGAGAAUCAAUAUGGAGACGGAGGCAUGGAGGCAGGCGCGUGCCCGAACCGAGGGGAGUCGUCGCCCAUGAACACCACGUCGAGGUCGCUGGUGCUGAUGAACUACUUCCCCACCAUUCCAAACCCUGUGACGGCCUGCAAGCACAACUCCGCCCCGCUUCUGAGCAUGCUGAACACCUGCCAUAACCUGUCGGCGAAUCGCUGGCCCAACUUUAUAGCCGUCGACUUCUACAAGAGAAGUAAUGGAGGUGGAGCACCGGAAGCCACGGACGUAGCCAACGGGCACUUGGUUUGUGGAUGCGACAACAUUGCCUACUGCAAGGUAAAUGCCUCGUUUGGGGUCUGUGAAGUUCCACCUCCGCCGGCGCCGACGGCCGACUCUUCCGGCUCGUCGAUGGCUUUGCUUCUUGCACAUCAACUCCGAUACUUGUGGUUGGCAGUGAUCAUCUCGAUCUCCGUCAGCAUUAGAUAGUCUGGUUUUGGAUGUGUGUGGAUUCGAAGGCAUUGUG
Musa acuminata subsp. malaccensis (wild Malaysian banana) is the source of this 1288-nucleotide messenger RNA. The record is from RefSeq and is a predicted model, not a curated record. Lineage: Eukaryota; Viridiplantae; Streptophyta; Magnoliopsida; Zingiberales; Musaceae.